Molecule: messenger RNA, 2330 nt
Organism: Electrophorus electricus (electric eel)
Lineage: Eukaryota; Metazoa; Chordata; Actinopteri; Gymnotiformes; Gymnotidae
Gene: cdkn2aip
Product: CDKN2A interacting protein
Cellular component (GO): nucleoplasm; nucleolus
Source: RefSeq, a predicted model, not a curated record
GCCGAUGUUUUGUUGUCAGCGGUAGGUGACGUUCCUGCUGUUAACUGGUUAUGUGGAAUCGGCGAAAAGGAGCUCUUUAAAAGUGAUGGCGGAGGGGAGUGGGAGCGAUGUUGUUUCCGAGUUCUUAACUCAAAACCCCCACCUGGCACAAUGGGUGGACUCUUUAAAAGACGACUCCGAGCCAAAUAAACAGUGGUAUGCCAGACGAGAGUUUGUACUGCGCAAUAUGGAGGUCUUUCCUACCAUCCAACCAGGGCGGCAGACUCCUAGUCUGGAUAGGCUUAUUUCUCUAUCCAAGGUUUGGUCCAACCAUGUUUUCUUAGGCUGCCGAUAUCCCCAGCCUGUGAUGGAUAAAGUGAAAGAGAUGGCAGAAGGGAUCACUGUAAAUGAAGCUCCCGUUCGAAAGACACGAGAUGAGAUCUUGGGAAAAGGGAAGAGGCCUUCUACUUCAGGUAUAGGCAGUGAGAGUUUGGCUAAGAAAAGCAAAACUGGCCAUAAUGAUACUGACAGUAAGGCUGGAGAACGCAACACCACACAUCCAAUCGCUGUCACUAUCAAAUCAGGCCCCUCGGCAGGGGCUCCUGCAGAGCAUCAGCCCUUCUUCAACCGCCUUUACAAAGCCGUGGCCUGGAAGCUGGUGCCAGCAGGAGGUUUUGGACCCAACCUGGAUCAUUUCGAGAUCCUGCGCGCCUGUGUUGAAUCAUGCAAGGCCAGCCUCACCUGCGUAUUCGUACCGCUCAAAGACAUUCCCGACCUUCCCGCUGGCUGCGCACAGAAGGAGGGGCAGGUUUGCGAGCUGCGCUGCCACACGGUCUACAUGGGCACAGGCUACGGACGGGAUGAGUGCGCCGCUCGGGCCAUGGCUUCAAAGGAGGCCCUCAAAAUAUUUCAGGGGCGGAAGGUGACAGUGAAGGUCUCCCGUCGGAGGUUUCGUGGACAAGAUGUGGAGGACCUGGUGCUGCUGGAUGACCAGCCCAGAAGCUCCAUUUUGCCACCUGCUUUAAGCUAUCCUUUUCAGGCCAACCAGUAAAUGCCCUCCUAUCUGCAGUGCCAGUGUAACUGCUGCAUUUGAUUAGCAGUCAUAGUUGAGUCCCAUGUUUCAAUUCCAAAGUUGUUGUUUUUUUUUUUUAAAUUGCACUUCAGUUGUAGUUAUAUGGGUUGCUUUUACCUAUUAUAUAUUACAUAUUGUAGGUUUAUUAAAGAAAAAGAAUGAAAGCUUGAAAAGAAAUGUAUUUUCUUAAGUGGUAUGAAGACAUUUAUACAGUUAUAAGUAGCAAGCAUUCUCCAUUGUUCCAAAAAUAUUUCACAAAGCUUGAUGCAUUUAAAAGUGGAGCAUUAUCCGAACAAUCAGUAAUGGCACACAAGGCAGUGGCUUUAGAUGCAAGCAGGACAUUUUGUUUAGAUAUAGCAUAUCAAGUUGACUUCUAUAGAUGAUGGUCACAAAGCUGCUGUUUUAAUAUUUUAUGUUAACUAGAAUAUGAUUUGCUGUAUCUGUUAGCUAAACGUUACAUCUGGCAAAUAGGCAAACUGCAACUGGCAACUGCUGAUUGUUAAAUAUUUCAUGUUAAUGUCAGUCUAAAGAUAUAAGCAAAAUAAUGUAACUCUUGAAAUACUGAGCUUGUUUAUGAAGAUAAACAGAUUUGUAUGGUCCUUCACAAGUGCUGAUGUACAUCAAAAACAAGUUUUAAUUAUUUAAUUGUCCUUUUAAAGAUAUUGUAUAUCUUUAUCUAAGUGUAGAUUGAUUUUGAAGGAUCAGACAUGAAUCACUGUGAUAGGCUCCUCACUUUAGAACAGAUGGAAACUAAUUGAUUUCAUAUGCUUGUUAAUACAACAGUUAGUCAACACUUCUUUUGCUUGAUUUUUAGUUUUGUACGUUCUAUUAUAGAUAUAUGUGACUCAUGCUGUUUCUGCAGCUUCUUUCCUUUGAAAUGUUAAAAUAAUUUCAGUGUUUCAAAUAUUGAAAAAUUGUGUUAAUGUUGGCUGAAUAUUUUCUCAGUAUUUCAGUAACAGUUUUUUGGUAUUCAGGUUUGCUGCCUGUUUGUAUCAGACACAAAAGCUCAUACAACUAAGGAGAUCCACUGUUCAUUACAAUCCAGAAUUUAAUACUUGAUUUAGAUUGUCUUGUAAAAAGACAAAGUCUUUUAAGUUUUUCUUUCACUCUGAAUCUAAACUGUUUUAGUAAUUUAUUACAUUAGUUUUAUUUUUCCUACUUUAAAUCACAGUAAUUUUUGUUGUAUCCGAUUGAUAACAAUGCAUCAAAUGGUGCAUGCUUUUGGUGAAGGUAAUGAGCUGUCUAUAUUUUUACCAAAAUAAACUGUAUUUGAGAAAGA